GAAACAGUCCAAACACUGUGCGUGUUUAUAACAGGUGAACUUGGUUUAAACGUAUAACUCGUGUAACACUUGUCGUUAGAAGGAGGCUUUGUCGUUUGAUAUAACAAGAUUGAGCUGAGUCAUGGAAUCAGAAACGUGCGAUCAAAUUUGUAAGAACUAUAACGAAUUUUUCUAUGCAACCAUGUGUCACGUUUGCAAACGGUUUGGUGACGACGUGCGUUUAACUGAGUGUGGCGGUUGCACUUUGAUCCGCUAUUGUGGUCCGGAGCAUCGGAAACACCACUGGCAGGAGCACAAAUCUCUAUGCAUCGCCGUACCGGACGUACUGCGUACAAACCAUUUGGAUGAUCGUGGUGCACCUUCGACGCAGUGGGCCGAUAAGAAAAUGACCAUGAUGGGACUAGUGGAAACGACGCUAGGACGUACGUUGGAAACAUACGAGAAAGAGAUGUUCCUGUUUCCAAGAGAGUGUGCCGUCUGCCAGGGUAUGGAUCAGCAAUGGUUGCAGGAUUGUCCGAACUGCGCUGCCAGCUACUGCAAAGAUCACGUAGACAAUAUUCGGCACGAGGACAUCUGCGCGCGUCUAGGAUUAUGUCUUCGUUUUGAGUUAUUAUACGGGAAAACGGACGAUCUGGAAGUGCGUUAUCCGCAACAAGUUACCUGCACGAGUACAUUCCUGGACAUGAAGGACUUUCUAAACACUUACGUGGAUCUUCCCACUGAUUCGGGAUUGUCAUACGAUAUCGUAGAGGCUGCACACUCGCAGCAUCUGACACGUCCCUUAACACUGUUUCAUGCUAUGCGAUUGUUAGAGUAUGUUCCAAAAAACAAAAGACUAGUUAUUCAUGUUGUAGGCGCGAAUAUGAUGGAAGAGAUUACCUGGCCUGCGUGGCAAAUCUUGAUGGCUUUAUUAGACUUAACAUUUCUGCUGGUUGUAAUGAUAGGGCCGGAAUUACGUAGCUGUACUGUACUCCGCAAUCGUUGUAAGUUGGGACAGAAAGAAUGUGCGUAUGCGUGUUAUAAACAGUUGUAUGAGAACUACGUGCGCUCUCAGUUAUUCGAGAAACCGGACGUGAUCGUAGGAUUUAAUGCAAAUAUUCAGCAAUAUGAACUUGAGUCUCCUAGGGAAACGUGGGCGCCGUCCAUGCGGGUACUGGCGGAACAAAAUUGUCCUUUCAUUUUAACGGGUUACACGCAGUUGCAUUUGGAAAGCGAUAUGGAAAGAAUGAACAGCAUUUUGAAUAGGAAUAUAGAAUGUCCUUCUAGCGUAAAGAAUCUAUUCGCUAGUUUAAAACCGCACAGAAGUUCCUGGCCAGACAACGUAGUUUAUGACAAUCAAUAUAUGAUCCUUCACAGGCGGAGUCUUUGUCCGUAACUAAUUGUAAACGUAAUUUAAGCUAUUGACACAAACUAAAUACUGUAAUUGACGAGGAAAAUGUAGCGCGAAACGAAAGACACGAAUUAAAUAUAGCUUUAGUACGUUUAAUAGACGUAACGAAUAACGUGGAGAAAAUUUUGUACGAACAGUCACCGUGAAGCUCUGUGUCUCUUUACGAGACAAAGAAACUGAGAUUUGACAUUCCUCAGAAAACUUGCAUAUUUAUAUUCUAUAUAUCCUAUUGUGUGUACUUACUUUCCCUAUUCAUACUUGUAGAAUCAAUUGUGUUCGGUAACAGCAGAACAUAAUGAAUUAUAAAUAUUAUAGAGUAAUAGAUUAUAUAUGAAUUAUAAAUAUGAUAGUUAUUGAUUCGUGGA
Vollenhovia emeryi is the source of this 1755-nucleotide messenger RNA. RefSeq lists its product as uncharacterized. The transcript has a single exon. The record is from RefSeq and is a predicted model, not a curated record. NCBI's taxonomy places the organism in Eukaryota, Metazoa, Arthropoda, Insecta, Hymenoptera, Formicidae. Bases 182 to 1375 code for a protein of 397 amino acids. Gene Ontology annotation, cellular component: extrinsic component of mitochondrial inner membrane.